Messenger RNA from Paracoccidioides lutzii Pb01, 183 nucleotides. RefSeq lists its product as hypothetical. Bases 1 to 183 code for a protein of 60 amino acids. The record is from RefSeq and is a predicted model, not a curated record. The transcript has a single exon.
AUGGAGUCAGUCAGGACACAACCUCCAGGGACCAGCGAGCGACCAUCACUGACAACGGACCGCAAUGAGUGGUUGGCGGGUUGGCUAUGGGCCACCAGUGAGACCAGGUACAGCACCAGCAGCACAACCAUUCCCAAUCCCACUCCCGCUACCACCAAACCUCCACCACCCGUCGGCAGAUAG